This is a messenger RNA of Colletotrichum orchidophilum, 840 nucleotides long. RefSeq names its product AT hook domain-containing protein. The transcript has a single exon. NCBI's taxonomy places the organism in Eukaryota, Fungi, Ascomycota, Sordariomycetes, Glomerellales, Glomerellaceae. Bases 1 to 840 code for a protein of 279 amino acids. The record is from RefSeq and is a predicted model, not a curated record.
AUGCCGAAAGGGACGGGAGAAGGCCUACAUAUCUUACCAGAAACGCUCCAUGUCGGCCUCAAACUCAAAGACCUCAGGAAAAGAGACAUCCAACUGCUCCAAAAGAAGCGCCGACUGUUAAAAGAGACACCUUUCGAUAUCCCAGACGACAUGAAACGAAAAGGCCUGACUUCAUCAGUCAUGGCAACUUUGGUGUUUGCUCAGGAGGAGGCGGGCACGGCGGUCUGCAUCUCACCCGACGGCAUCCUCCUCACCUGCUCCCACUGCAUCGCCGAGACUCUGGAAGACUUUGACGACUCCAAAAGCCACUGGCUCCUCUUCGCCUCAGGCCAAGUAGUCGAAGCCAAAGCUCUUGCAUGGGAGGCAAAACGAGACCUGGCCCUUUUGAAAAUCACCUCGGCCCAACAACCUCCACCAUCUUCGGGACAGUCACCAUCAUCAUCACCAUCGCCAUCCCUGACAGCACCAUUCCCCUUCGUAACCCUCUCGACGGCGCCGCCCGCUCUCAAGGCCCGCCUCAUCUGCAUCGGCCACCCGGGCAGUGAGGACUUCGAGGCCGCCCUCCCGGGCACGAAGACGGACUACGACGUCCUCCACCUCAGCACCGGCACGUUCAGGGGCUGCGCCGAGGACCAGGACCCGCAGGACAACUCGGAGAUCGGUGCGCUCAUGCAUACUUGCUGGACGUAUUGGGGUCACAGCGGGGCGCCGCUGGUCGACAGGAGGAUGGGGACGCUCGUAGGGCUACAUUCGUCGUGGGAUGACGAGACGGGGAUGCGGAGGGGCGUGGCGUGGGAGGCUAUUUCUGGGUUUCUGGAAGAAAAUAAGCGGUAUUUAUGA